AGUCACCUCUCUCUCUCACACCAGCAAGAAAUUCUUCUUUUAGGUUCCAUCUUUAAGUGGAAGUUUGUUCAUUACCUAUUUUUAGAUCUCUAUUUUUUGUUUUUGAUCUUUGUUUCCUUUCUAAAUCUCUCCCUCCCUCUAUCUCUCUUUAUUUCAGUCCAAUUUUCUCACCCCCCCCUGGAUACUUGGAAUUUGAAGAAACUAGCUAAAUAAGAUGGGGAGAGGAAAGAUUGUGAUUCGAAGGAUAGAUAACACAACCAGUAGGCAAGUGACUUUCUCAAAACGAAGGAACGGAUUAUUAAAGAAAGCCAGAGAGCUUUCUAUUCUUUGUGAUGCUGAAGUUGGUCUUAUGAUCUUUUCUAGCACUGGCAAGCUCUAUGAGUUCUCCAGUACCAACAUGAAAUCUAUAAUUGAGCGAUACAACACGUCAAAGGAGGACCAACACCAUCCAUUGAUGAAUGCAACUUCAGAAGCCAAGAUCUGGAAAAGGGAGGUAGCGACCUUGAGGCAUCAAUUAGAAACCUUGCAAGAAAACCAUCGGCAAUUGAUGGGCCAAGAGCUAUCCAGUUUGAGCACUAAAGAGCUACAAAAUUUGGAAAAUCAAUUGGAAAUGAGUUUGCGUGGAGUCCGUAUGCAAAAGGACCGAAAGCUAACCGAUGAGAUACACGAACUAAACCGAAAGGGUAACCUCCUUCACCAAGAAAACAUGGAACUAUUCAGGAAGGAACACCAUAUCCGUCAAGAAAACAUGGAUUUGUUAAAGAAGAUCAAUGAAGCGAGAGAUGCACAUGAGACAAAUAGGGUUUCUCAUUCUCCAAAUGGCUUUAAUCUUGAAGAAGAAGAUGAUGAAUGUAUCAUACUUCAAUUAAGCCAACCACCACAACAAAACUCUGCUACACCACAAAACCCUACAACAGUAAACAGACUACAGUUGCAAUGACGAACAGGAGUAAAAAUUCUAGUCCAAAACAACUGUUUCACCUUUGAACUUCACACUGCAUAAAUCGCCCUUUACACAAUCAGAAUAAAGCAAACUUGAAGAUAAGUUCUGUUCUCUAUCAAUAUCGCAGUCUCCCUAGUCUGGUGAUCGCUCCUACAACCCUUCAUCACUAAAUUGUCUACAGAUUCAAGUAUGUUUCUUGAAGUCAGGUGUUUCUUGAAAUACUAGUUAUAUGAUGCAUUGAAAGUAGAGUACCUUUAAUGAUAAAUGAUGUCUAUCCAUCCAUGUAAAGUUAAUUGGCAACAGGAAAGAAACAGUAUGUGCUUGUAUUUUUUUAAUCUUUA
Papaver somniferum (opium poppy) is the source of this 1284-nucleotide messenger RNA. RefSeq names its product MADS-box transcription factor 23-like. Lineage: Eukaryota; Viridiplantae; Streptophyta; Magnoliopsida; Ranunculales; Papaveraceae. The transcript has 8 exons. Gene Ontology annotation, cellular component: nucleus. The record is from RefSeq and is a predicted model, not a curated record. Gene Ontology annotation, molecular function: protein dimerization activity; RNA polymerase II cis-regulatory region sequence-specific DNA binding; DNA-binding transcription factor activity, RNA polymerase II-specific. Gene Ontology annotation, biological process: positive regulation of transcription by RNA polymerase II. Bases 215 to 940 code for a protein of 241 amino acids.